UGUCUUAGCGUCGUUCAGUUGUCAUUCAGCCGCCAUUGUUUUAGCAUCAAAACACAAAAAUCACACAUUUUUGUGUCUAAACUGGUCAUUUUUUGACUACUCUAACGUUUUUUUGUCCCAAAUUUUGUGUUUUUUUGUUUAAAAUCUCAGACGCUCCAAUAAAAUGGGUCACGAAACCGAAACCUCAGUGGAUGUGGUCUUUUUGACGUUCGAUCCAACGCGCGAUAUCCGUUGUCCCAUGAUAAAACUUGACAGCACCUGUUACGCCUCGACCGCCGAUCUGGAAACGCAUCAAAUCCAGAAGCGCCGCGAAAAAAACGCCAACAAAAUCGACGUUGCCAGCUACAAUCACUACAAAUGGUACAACUCGUGCCUCAUGCUGGAAUGCCAAAAGUUGAGUGGCGGCAUCACGACAGAUCGGAAUAAUAACAACACGUACAAGCCCAAGUUGCGGAUCCAACAUUGGUACAUCGAAUCGGGCAACAUUGAGGCAUUCCGGAUGCAAGGCAAGACGUUUCAAGCGGUGUCGAUGAUCGUUUCGCCCUGCGUCGAGUACUGGUAUUGCUCGGAUCAGGGUCCCAAUGCGCUGCCCAUGUUCGGAAGUCGACUGAGGGAACAGUGUCAAAACGAUGGCAAGAUAAAUGUGUCAGAUAUUCGCUAUCAGCCGGCGGCGAUGGUGCAACAACAACAGCCUCAGACUCAUUUUCCCUCACAGAAAUCUCAGCAAGCCAAAAAAUCUCCAGUUCCAGUGACACGAAAAAAUCCAGUGAUUUGUGUUAGCAAGCCGGAUGACGACAAAAAAUACGAGUGUUGUUCGUCUGUGUUGCAAGCGAUCGAUGUUUUGAAUCAGAAAAAGAAUAUUUUGAUACGCGGGGGAUCUCCGCAGAUGCAUGAAUGUAGCAAUAGGAAAAAUUAUUCAUUAAAACCGAUAGUUGAGGAGAAAAUUUGAGAAAAAAUAAUUUUUGGAUACAAUAAAAAAUAAAAUAAUUAUUUAUAUUCUUAAGUA
Culicoides brevitarsis is the source of this 1006-nucleotide messenger RNA. RefSeq lists its product as uncharacterized. NCBI's taxonomy places the organism in Eukaryota, Metazoa, Arthropoda, Insecta, Diptera, Ceratopogonidae. The record is from RefSeq and is a predicted model, not a curated record. The transcript has 2 exons. The coding region runs from base 164 to 949 and encodes 261 amino acids.